This is a messenger RNA of Glossina fuscipes, 6573 nucleotides long. It is a transcript of the gene Bre1, whose product is annotated as E3 ubiquitin-protein ligase Bre1. The transcript is spliced from 6 exons. The record is from RefSeq and is a predicted model, not a curated record. Gene Ontology annotation, molecular function: ubiquitin protein ligase activity; metal ion binding. NCBI's taxonomy places the organism in Eukaryota, Metazoa, Arthropoda, Insecta, Diptera, Glossinidae. The coding region runs from base 283 to 6309 and encodes 2008 amino acids. Gene Ontology annotation, cellular component: nucleus; HULC complex.
UUUGUUUGCUUUGCAACAUCAUGAUUAACAUUAUUUGUAAUCAAAUGUUAUUGCCCCUUUGGUAACGUACGUAUCAUCUUUAGUAUAUAUGCGAGUGACUGAUAUAUUAUUGUGGGCGCAAAAUGGUAACACUGCCAUCAAAGUAGUUUCUUACCCUUGACAGUAUUAAUUUUCUGCCUACUAAGUUUUCGUUGGUUUAUGGCAUGAAUGUUUCAUUAGAAAAAAUAUUAGAAAAUACUGAUUGUUGGAUCUCAAUUUGGAAUUAAUUAAAUCAGCGGAAAUAUGUCUAAACGUAGUGCAGAUGAUGCCAGCGGAGGAGCGAGCGGAAGUGUGGCUUCAAACAUUGGGCAGCCUCCAAUUAAAAAAGUGCACUUUGAACCGCAUCUCAUCGGACCUGUUUCAACUCUCGAAGAAAUGGAUAUUAAAGUUUUGGAGUUUCAGAACAAAAAAUUGGCUCAACGUAUUGAACAGAGAAUGCGCACCGAGUCUGAAUUGAGACAUCGUAUCGAACAACUGGAAAAACGACAAACUCAAGAUGAUGCCGUCCUCAACGUUGUUAAUCGGUAUUGGAAUCAGCUAAAUGAGGACAUUCGAGUGUUGUUACAGCGAUUUGAUGCCGAAACGGCAGACGAAUUAGAAAAUAAGAAUGAAAAUGAGGUGACUACAUCAUUUUUAACCCAAUUGUCAACCUGGGAUAAAGAGGAACUCGACGAUAAGCUGGCUAAUCGUGUACAAGUUUCCAAAAGGGCAGUAGCGAAAAUUGUUCAGGUUAUUGAUCGCAUUAUGCAGCGAAAUGAGAAGAUUACUAUGGCUUUAAAAGGUGAAGUUAGUGCCACUGCAGGUAGUGCAUCUAACAGCGGGGAAGGAGGAGGUGAUGAGUCGCAAAAUGAUACCUCUUCCUUGAACACCAUACCUAAUUGUGAAGAAACUCUUAAACAAAUGCACAUUGAUAUAAUGACUGAAAAUCGUAACUUACAAAAUUUAAAUACCUCGUUACAUGAGAAAUUUCAUACUAUGUCCCUAAAAAUGAAAGAAUAUCAAGAUGCCUUAACAGCGAAGGAAACUGAAAAUGCAGAGUUAAAAAAUCAAAUUGAUGAACUGCAAUACGACUUAGAAAAGGUACAUUGUCGUAACGAUAAACUCGAGAAUCAUUUGGCAGAGGCCAUAGAGAAAUUAAAAGCCUAUCAUCAAAUGCAUGGUGAUCCUAACAAGAGUUCUGCGUCUAAAGCCACUGGGCAUGGCCAUGCCCAUGUAAGUAGCCAACAUAUUGAAGAUUUGCAAAAAGAAUUAGAAGAAUACCGUGAAUUAGCUAAUAAUCGCCUUCAAGAGUUAGAUAAACUGCAUGCCACUCAUCGUGAAACUCUGAAAGAAGUAGAGAAGCUUAAAAUGGACAUACGUCAACUACCGGAAUCCGUUAUCGUUGAGACGACGGAAUACAAAUGCUUACAAUCGCAGUUCUCUGUUUUGUAUAACGAAUCGAUGCAAAUUAAAACUAUGCUGGAUGAAACGCGCAAUCAAUUGCAAACUAGCAAAAAUCAACAUUUGCGUCAAAUAGAAGUUAUGGAAAGUGAGGAACUCAUCGCGCAAAAGAAAGUGCGCAGUGAAAUGAUACAAAUGGAAGACGUGUUGGCACAAAUACGUAAAGAAUACGAAGCCUUGCGUAUUGAAUUUGAACAGAAUAUGGCAGCUAAUGAACAAACAGCUCCAAUUAACCGUGAAAUGAGGCACUUGAUAACUUCUUUACAAAAUCAUAAUGGACAAUUAAAAGGUGAAGUCCAACGUUACAAACGUAAAUACAAGGAUGCUUCGUCUGAUAAUGUGAAGUUGCGACGAGAAUUGGACGAAGCAGUGGCCAAAUUGGAGGGUUCCAAACAACAAGGCGUCGCUGUGCAAGGUGGGAAUUGCGAUGACCUUAAGCAAGAGGGGUCAACAACAAUAAAAGAAGAGUUUUCUGGCAAUUCCGGCUCUACUGGUAGUAAUUCAACUGAUAGUGCAAAUGUAAAAGAAGAAAACACUUCCAUGAAAGCUGAAGAAGAGAGCAUGGAAGAGGACGCUACAAAAGAUCAAAAAGAAGGCGUAAAGAAGGAGCACUCAUCACCGACCGGUGGAAAUGCUGACAAAAAAGACUUUCAAACGUCUACGGGCUCAAAUACCUCUUCUACUGUUGCUGUGGCUAAUUCCGGACAAAACGUGACUAUUAAACAAGAAAAGGAUACAAAGGAUGCUCAAAAGUCCAAAGAUAUUAAGGUGAUGGAAUCAGAAGUAGUGCGCGAUCUGAAAGCACAAUUGAAGAAAGCCCUUAACGAUCAGAAAGAAAUGAAACUUUUGCUAGAUAUGUACAAGGGCGUUUCUAAAGAUCAACGGGAUAAGGUACAACUGAUGGCUACCGAAAAGAAAUUGCGUUCAGAAAUCGACGAAUUGCGACAACAAUUGAAAAAAUUGCAAGAGAGCAAACGAGAAGAGCGCAAAAAGCUAGCUGACGAGGAGGCAUUGCGUAAAAUCAAGCAGCUCGAAGAGCAAAAAUAUGAGUUGCAGAAGCAAGUAGCAAAUCAAAAGCCGGUUGAUAAUGCGUGGGGACCGGGUGGAGCUAACUACACGCGCCCUUUUGUAGGUUCCCAUGAAGAAGAAGCUUUGCUUAAUGAAAUGGAAGUGACUGGCCAAGCAUUUGAAGAUAUGCAAGAACAAAACUCUAGACUAAUACAACAGUUAAGGGAAAAGGACGACGCAAAUUUUAAAUUAAUGUCUGAACGUAUCAAAGCUAACCAGAUGCACAAAUUAUUGCGUGAGGAAAAACAAAUUUUAGAAGACCAAAUGGCCACUAGGGACACACAAAUUGAGGCAAUGCAUAUUGUUUUGCGUAAACUGGAGGAGAAAGAACGCAACUUGCAAGCCACUGUGGCUACUAUAGAAAAAGAAUUGGUGCUACGUCAGCAGGCCAUGGAAAUGCACAAACGUAAAGCUAUUGAAUCGGCGCAAUCGGCCGCGGAUUUGAAACUUCACCUAGAGAAGUAUCACGCUCAAAUGAAAGAAGCUCAACAAGUGGUGGCUGAAAAGACUAGUUCCUUAGAGGCUGAAGCCUAUAAGACUAAACGUCUCCAGGAGGAGUUGGCCCAAUUUAAACGUAAAGCAGAGCGCAUGAAGAAAAUUGAGAUGGCUGGCACUACGAUUGAUGAAGUAAUGCUUGAAGAGAUACGUGAAUAUAAGGAAACAUUGACUUGUCCCUCAUGUAAAGUGAAGCGCAAGGAUGCCGUGCUCUCCAAAUGUUUUCAUGUAUUCUGCUAUGACUGCUUACGUACGCGAUAUGAGACGCGUCAACGUAAAUGCCCGAAAUGCAAUUGUGCCUUCGGGGCCAAUGAUUAUCAUCGCUUAUAUAUAUAUUUUGUGUUCAAGCAGGGAAUGGAAAUAAAAAACUAUAGCGGUGACGAUAUUGACUCUUUGUUUGCUGAUGCAAAAAACAAAAAAUUGUCUACCUCUUUUAGUAUGAAAAGCGGUCGUGCAGCGGAUAACUUGGAGGAAAUGUUUGGCAUAGAAGAGGAGGAGAGUGCACGAAACUUAAAAAUACGAGGAUCUAGAAGAAGUAAUCUUUCUGCGACCAUUACUUCCUCUAAAACCUUGAAUACACCGAGGAUUAUAAAACAAGGCCCGUCUCAGAGUGUUGUCGACGAUGAGGAAGAUGAUAAUCUAGGUUUUGAUCCCAAGAAACCGAAAGCUGGUAACAGAGCUCAAAAUCUUUUUGACGAUUUGUUGGCACCUUUGGAAAAACGCUCUCAAACAAAUGCUGCAAUUAGCAGUGGUAGUGGAGGAGGAGUUUUAAAAGCUCCCAUAUCACGUCAGUCAACUGAUACAACCACCGAAAACUCUAACAUAUAUCAAAAUUCCGUAACACGACCGAAAACAGCAGGUAGGCGUGGUUCUAGCAUGUCUACUGUAAUCAAUCCAGAACCUUUAGUUUUAUUUGCUAAAGACAGGGAUAGCAAUGCUGCAAUUUCCGAUCUAUCAACGCCGAAUUCGCGCAAGAAGAUCACCACCAAUUGGUUAGGACUACCAAUAGAACCGCAAAAGACACCUGAUAAAGCAGAAACUACACUUGAAACUUCUAAAGAAUUGAAAAUUGCUACUGAUGCAUUUCCUGCACCGGGCGACUUACAGGCAGAUCAAAAUAACGUAAAUAGUGAGGACCAAAGCGCUGCUGAGAAAAGAGUACAAGUUCCAUCAACAACCUCUCAACCAACUUCUACACCAGCAGAUCAAAUGGCACAAAACAUAAUUUUGCUUAACUCAAUGAAGAUCGGUGCCAAGCAAAAUAUUAAUAAUUUGAAAUACCAAGAGCACCACUUAAUUUUGGCUAAUCAAAUUAAACAGCAAGAAAAAGUUUUAAUGGAAACUCAGCGCAAACAAGAAUGUUUGUUGCAACAGCAAGAAACACAAUUUCAAAAUUUUUUACAACAACAAAUUCAACGUCAUCAACAAUUGGAGGAGAUUAUUAUGAAACAACAGCAACGUCUUAAUAGUCACCUGCAAUUGAUGAUGGCCAAUCAAACAUCAAUAGAACGCCAAGCAAUUCCCGAUUUAGAUUUGGCACACAUUUCAUCUUCUUCUAAUCAAUUAACUGAUAAUGAAAUUCAAGAAGUGAGUGGGAGAAAUCAGUGUGAAAAAGAAACUCUAUUUAAUCUCAUACAAGUUGAAGCGCAAAAUAAGCGUUUAGAAUUGGAAAAUCUAAGAUUAGAGGAGUUGAUUGUCAAUACGAAAACUAAUUACGAAAAGGAAAUAGAUUUAUUGGAGAAAUCGAGCAAAAAACAAAUUGAGGUUUUGGAGCACCAAGUCGCUAACAUUGAUCAACGUUUUAAGGAAGAUAUAGAAAAUGUAAAAAACCAUUAUCAACAGAAAUUGGAUGAAAUGAAACGGGAACAGCAGUCUCUUCGCAAGCAUUACGAAGAAGAAAUAACUAAUCUUAGGCAGGAUCACGAAGAUGAGAUGAGGAAAGCGCAUAGAAAUUUUAGUGAGGAUAUGGAAAUAGUAAAAGAGGAAUAUCGUCGCAUAUUGGAAACGAUAAGAGAAACGAAAAUGUUAGAAUUUGCGACUAUUCAAGAAAACGGUUCCUAUUUCGAAUGUUUGAAAUCGGCAUCUAGUAAUUUGACAAAUUUAACUGGAGGUCUAGAAGAAUUACGUGAAGAUAUGCGCAAGAAAAUUGAUGUUAUCCAUCUAGAAAGAGAAAAGAAAAUAGAUCUACGCGAAAAACGGGUAGAAGAUGCUGAGAAGCGUUUAGCAAUCAUGGAAAAAGGAGCUGAGGAAGAAAAAUUAAGAUUACUGGAUAUGGUUAGUGCUAUGGAAUUGCAAAUGGCUAAAUUGACGAAGGAAACAUCAGAGGAGAAUUGGCAAUUGCGUCAAAAAUUGAGUAGUUUGGAUGCAGAGAAAGCUUUAUUAGCCAAGGAAAAAGAAUAUUUUCGGGAUCAGAUGGUUAGAGAUGAAGAACGUCUUAAAGAUUUGAAAGAGCACCAGUUAUGUGAGUUACAAAAAUGUCAGAUUGAGCUGCAAGAGGAACGUGCUCGACUAAAAACGGAACGUGUGAAAUUUGAAACGGACAAACGUCUACAGUCUUGCACUGACAUAGAUAAGGAUCGCAUGGAGGUGGAGGCUGCCAUGCAAGUGGCUCAAGAUGCAGCCCGUAAGGCAGACGUGGAAAGAGAACGCUAUUAUAAAAUGCAAAGACAAUUGGAACAACAAAAACGCGAUCUAGCUGACAAAGAGCAUUCACUAAAUGUAAAAGAAGAGGAAUUGCAACAAGAAUUAUUGUCAUAUCGCAUGAGUGAACGCCUAUCGCAAGAGUCGCUACAAAAGUCGAAAUUAGCUGAACAGUAUUAUCACAAUAAGAUUCAGAUGCUGCAGCAGAAAUCACAUGAAAUGGCUGAAAAAGAAGCUCACCUCUCGCAGGAGCGUCUACUUUUAUCGCAAGAUCGCAUAGCCCUGCAUGCUCUCAAAAAUAAACUAAAUCGACAGACCAAAUGCUCUUUAUGCCAAAUUAAUCAUAAGACAAAUGACGAUAUUAGCGAGACUUUAAAUAAGAACUCAGUUAAGGAGAAUAGAUCGCUGAUUGAGAGCACAAAUAAUACAGCUUUUACAUUGCUUUUGGGGGCUCAGAAUGAUGAUUUGGUCGAGCAUUUAUUGGAUGUUAACAUUGCCGAAUCAUUACGUAAACUGAAUUCAUCGACGAGUUUGGGUGGUUGGGAAGCUCUGCUCGACGAUGAUCACAAAAAGUUAGUACAAAAUCAGCAGAUCGAUAAAGAAAGCACAAGUGAUGAUGUUAAAUAAUUAUCUAUUGGACAUAUUUGAGUCGUAAUUGGAAAACGUUCGCAGAAAGAUAAAAAUUGUAUUUAAAUGAAAUAUAGUCGAGAAAUAACUCACGGUACAAACGACAUAUCCAAUCUUGUCUCGUCUCGAUCCUGAAUUUGAAUUGAGUUAGUCCCACGACAUUAUUGGGGGCUCAAAUUACUUCAAAUUACAAAUACUUAUCAUUUUGUAUUCGUAGAUUGUAAGAGCAAUUGUUAGCACAAAAGAUCUAAAUAUUCAGUAUUA